UGGAUGGCUGGUCUCCGGCUGUGACAGGUAGGACGUGAUAGUCACGGCAAAGGUUAAGUCCGCCUGAAUCGAAACAAAAUUGGGCCAAUGGGGCAUUCCGCAUCUGAUAGUGAUCGGCCCUCUACCGAUGCGAGCAAUCCUUUGCCAAGAUCGUUGUUGUUUGAGACGGAGAAAAAUUGCGGUCUAAGCGGAGCAUUUGACAAACCGGGGCCGGCAUAUCGAAUCCCUGUUUAGCUUUUUUUUUCUUUCGCUUUCCGCGCGGGGGUUUGCUGAGGAGAGACCAGCAAAGCUUUCUUGGCAGACGAAAUGACUAGGAAGGGUGUUGUAUUCCGUCAAGGUGCCAGUGGAGUAUGAUGGAGUGCAAUGCAACCUAUGACCACGGUUGGCUCCCUCACAUUUGUAUUCGAGCCAGGUUGGAUAUAAUUAUGAGCCGUCUUGCAGCGAUCGCCCUCUCCCACUGUCAUUCGGAAACAUCUUCUGUAUUGCACCCCAAAGGCUUUUCAGAGCACGAAUCUCGAGAUGGCGAAUCAGGAACCAGGAAACACCGCUCAGCCAUCAGACAACAUUGCUCCAGCAAGCGCCGGUCCCGUUGUUUCUACGCCUGCAUCUGCAUCUGCAUCUGCAUCUGCUGUGCCCAAGGAGGCAAGUAACUCCAAAAAGGACGACGGCUUGCCUUCGACAUCGGUCGAGGAGUCGUCAGCCACGCAGGCGGGAGGGGCGGCAACAUCUUCCGCAGCCGAAGGCAACCCAACUGACCCCUUGAAUUUUGGUCGCCAUCGACGUGAAAAUAUCAGCCGGCGCCAAAUGAAAAUCGACCAUCCCAAUGGAAACAAGAAGGAUCUCAAGAAGUUCUACACCCGACAGAAUGAGCUUAUCGAUCAAUUCCUGGGUGCCGACGACGAGGAACGGUUGCAAGUGGAGGAAGACGCCCGAGUGGCUCCAAAGAUCAAGUUCGCCGUCAAUGCCUCCUUUACGGUGAACUUUUGCCUUUUCGUAAUUCAGUUAUACGCUGCCGUCUCGACUGGGUCGCUAUCGCUCUUCGCCACUGCUGCUGAUGCUUUUAUGGACCUUGUCUCGUCUUUUGUAAUGCUGAUAACUUCGCGUAUGGCGGCCAGAGCUAGCAUCUAUAAAUAUCCAGUAGGCCGCACAAGGAUUGAGACUAUCGGAAUUAUCCUCUUUUGUGCUCUGAUGACUACCGUCGCAAUCCAACUUCUCGUCGAGUCGGCACGUACCCUCGGAGGAGGGCCAUCCGAAUCUAAGGACCUCCAAAUCAUCCCCAUCGUAUUCGUGGGUAUUGCCAUCUUUGCAAAGGGCAGUCUGAUGUUUUACUGCCUCACGUACCGCAGAUAUCCAUCAGUCCAUGUCUUCUUCAUCGACCAUCGCAAUGAUAUCGUUGUCAACGUAUUCGGUCUGGUCAUGUCAAUAGUCGGUGACCGGUUUAUCUGGUAUCUAGAUCCCAUUGGUGCUAUAUGCAUCGCGCUCCUAAUUCUUUUCUCCUGGAUUUCCAAUGCCUUCGAGCAAGUAUGGCUACUUGUGGGCAAGUCGGCUCCAAAGGAGUUCGUGUCUAAGCUCAUCUACAUAAGCAUGACCCACGAUCCCCUAGUUCGGAAGGUGGACACGUGCCGGGCAUACCAUGCCGGACAGAAAUACUAUGUCGAAGUUGAUAUUGUUAUGGAUCAAGAUAUCCCGCUGAAGAUCUCACACGAUGUGAGCCAAUCCUUGCAGAGAAAGCUUGAGGGCUUAGGUGAUGUCGAACGGGCAUUUGUCCAUGUUGACUACAACGACGACCACGACAUCCACGAAGAGCACAAGCCCCUCUACGAAGGGAAGAAGCAGGGUCGAACUUUGAAAGACAUCCUGCUCUUCCGAAAGAAAGAAGGGGAAGAGGAACUUAGGAGACAGGAGAUGUCGGGAUAAGGUACACCCGUCAACCUUUUACGCUUUGAAUCUCGGGAAAGGGGUAAAGGGACGGUAAGAAGGGCAUGAGAGACGAAAAAGAAAAUAGAAGGGAGCCACGGUUUACACCACUAAGCAAAGGCGUGGUGAGGCUAUUCAAACAGUGCGAACACCAGUACACGAUUAUAAUAAGUGCGAUGAUUUUAGUUUCUUUACAAUAGAGCGACGAGCGAUGAGCGAUUCAUAUACACAUAUACACAUAUACACCAUAAAGGUAGUAAGAAAAUAAUAAAGCAUUCGAAUUGCGCAAGAUCUCGACCACGCACUCAAAAUGAAAAGAGGAAAUGAGGAAGUUGAGAUGUAGAAAUUAAGUUUAGCUGAUAUUAUACAAUUAUAUUGACGUAUGUAGUACAAAA
Molecule: messenger RNA, 2312 nt
Organism: Daldinia loculata
Lineage: Eukaryota; Fungi; Ascomycota; Sordariomycetes; Xylariales; Hypoxylaceae
Exons: 10
Coding region: 520-1917 (465 amino acids)
Biological process (GO): monoatomic cation transport; transmembrane transport
Cellular component (GO): membrane
Molecular function (GO): monoatomic cation transmembrane transporter activity
Source: RefSeq, a predicted model, not a curated record